Nematolebias whitei (Rio pearlfish) is the source of this 1801-nucleotide messenger RNA. Its product is annotated as reticulon-4-interacting protein 1 homolog, mitochondrial. The coding region runs from base 294 to 1556 and encodes 420 amino acids. The record is from RefSeq and is a predicted model, not a curated record. NCBI's taxonomy places the organism in Eukaryota, Metazoa, Chordata, Actinopteri, Cyprinodontiformes, Rivulidae. The transcript is spliced from 9 exons. Gene Ontology annotation, cellular component: mitochondrion. Gene Ontology annotation, molecular function: zinc ion binding; oxidoreductase activity.
ACCCGUUUGGUAAUCUUUCUUUAGCAAAGAGACAAAAAGAGAAGUCUUGUAUGAGUAAAUUUUAAAACAGUACUUCCACCUUAUGAAAUGUAACUUCGAAAUAGCGCACAGAGAUGUUGUCGCUUAAUUAUUUUCGGCUGCUGUUAACCUUAAUGCAUGAUACGUUUUGAUUCGGUGACAAACUAAACAUGCUAAUGUUAGCUAUAGCUGCUAGCUUGCUAUCGAAGUAAGGAGUCUCCUCUAAAUGUCAUAUCGUAUUGAAAGUUGACGGUGCCCACUGUAAAUCGGCUUAAAUGGGGUUUGUUAGAGCUUUGGCAUCAACCAGGUUCCUCUGUUUGUUCAACGGGAAAGCAGCAAGUUUGACCAAAACAUUAGUUCAUGCUGGGUGCUGCAACUUCAGGAGAAAUGUCUGCAGUUCACCUUCAAGACUGCAGAGCUGCAUGUCAGCCUGGGUCAUCGACCAGUAUGGUACUAAUGGAGUUUUGAGGUUCACAGAAGAUAUCACCAUACCAGCUAUUAAUUCUGCCAAUGAAGUGUUGAUAAAAGUCAGUGCAGCGGGUUUAAACCCUCUGGAUGUGUCUAUGAGAGGAGGAUAUGGGGCAGCAUUGCUGAACUUGAGAAGGGAUCCCUUAUCUGUGAUGAAUACCAAUAGUGAGUUUCCACUCAUUCUGGGUCGGGAUCUGUCAGGUGUAGUGGUGGAUUGUGGAUCUGGGGUAACACACUAUGCUCCUGGAGAUGAGGUGUGGGCUGCGAUUCCUCCUUGGAAACAAGGCAGUCUGGCAGAAUAUGUGACUCUGACAGAAUAUGAGGUUUCCCAUAAGCCGAAAUCCCUGAGUCACAUAGAAGCAGCGUCCAUCCCCUACGUAGCCAACACUGCUCUGUCAGCACUCGUCAGUGCAGGUGGUGUUUGCAGGGAAAACGCUUCAGAUAAAAGAGUUUUGAUCAUCGGAGCAUCUGGAGGUGUCGGAACAUUCUCUAUUCAACUAUUAAAGGCUUGGGGUGCACAUGUUACCGUCACCUGCUCUCAGAACGCUGAAGGCCUCCUUAGAGGGCUGGGGGCUGACGAGGUAGUGGACUACACAGCAGGAGAUGUGGCUGAACAGCUGGAUAUGAUGGAGAAGUUUGAUUUGAUUUUAGACAACGUAGGAGGCGAUACAGAGCAGUGGGCAUCGGGCCUGCUGAAGCCAUGGUCGGGGGCAAAGCACGUCACACUGGUAUCCCCGUUACUUCUCAACACGGACUCCAUGGGCCUGUUAGACGGGACGUUUCACGCUUUGUUCAGUCUUCAUAACCGAGCCUUUCAGAACAUAAUAUCAAACGGAGUCUUCUACAGGUGGGCUUUUUAUGCUCCAGAUGGACCUGCCUUGGAUGAUGUCUGCAGGCUGGUGGAAGCAGGAAAGAUCCUGCCAGUCGUGGAAGCCCAGUUUCCAUUUGCUCAGGUGCCUCAGGCUUUCCACAAGCUGGAAGAGGGUCACGCCAGAGGGAAGACGGUGAUAAAGGUCACGGAAGAAGAUGACAGCUGUACGGAGGACGAGGCGCAACAAGCAGCACAGUAAAACUAAAGAGGCAAAGCAAGUGCCAAGAGAAUUACUCCCAAGACUCUUUUUACCUUUACAAGUCCGCGCUGGACAGCAGACUGCAGAAUCCACAUAGAAAAGCUGUUUGCAGCAGAUAACAAGCAUGACUCGUGUCCGUAAGAAGAGCUGAAGGUUGUUCUUGUUGGAGUUUACACCUUUGAGUACUGUUAUGAGGCACUUAUUUUACAUCUGAUGAUAAAAACACAGGUGCUGGUCAUAAAAUG